Vespula pensylvanica (western yellowjacket) is the source of this 1986-nucleotide messenger RNA. RefSeq names its product lysosome membrane protein 2-like. Gene Ontology annotation, molecular function: scavenger receptor activity. NCBI's taxonomy places the organism in Eukaryota, Metazoa, Arthropoda, Insecta, Hymenoptera, Vespidae. Gene Ontology annotation, cellular component: cytoplasm; membrane. The transcript has 4 exons. Bases 323 to 1870 code for a protein of 515 amino acids. The record is from RefSeq and is a predicted model, not a curated record.
ACGAAUCAGUUGGCCGUCGUAGAACAUCGAUCGGUCGAGUACGACGAGUAAUCCUUCGGAAUCCGGUUGUACAAACGUUCAUCACAUUACUGUUUCAUUUCCUUUUAUUUCUGUUUAUUUUCCUCCUCUUCUUCUUCUUCUUCUUCUUCUUCUUCUUUCUCUGCUUCUUCUUCCUCUAUUUCCUUCCUUCCUAUCAAACAUUUCCAUCUUCUGUUCGACAGUGUUUCGAAAAUAGUCGAAAAUUUGUGCGUCGAAGAAGAAAAAAAAGGAAAAAGAAAAAACAAAAGAAAAAAAAGAAAAGUUUAAUCGCUAAGCUGUUCGAAUGUUUAACGUUUUUGAAAUGAAGUCCGAGGAAAAGAACGAGACGGUCAAAAAGGAUCAAUCGAAUUUUCUACGAAAUUGGUACGUUUGGAUCAUUAGCAUGAUAGGACUGUCAAGUUUAUUUUUACUAGUGACAUUUUGGUGUACGAACAUAUUCCAAGAUACUAUUCUAUCAAGUUUAAUAAUACAAAAGGGUACGACGAGCUUUGAUUUUUGGGAACGUCCUCCCGUCAAACUGAUCUACAAGUUUUACAUCUUUAAUUAUACGAACGUAGAAGAUUUCGAGAGUGGUAAGGCAAACAAGUUAAGGGUCCAACAAUUGGGACCGUACAUUUAUAGAGAAACGAAGAAACGCGUGAACGUUCAGAUCCACGAGAACGGUACGAUAAGUUAUCAAGAGGAAAAAUCAUAUCAAUGGGAAAGUGGAAAUCCUGAGAACGAGAUGGUCGUAGUACCGAAUAUUCCUCUUCUAGCGGCUAUUUCCUAUUUCCGAAACUUACAUAUCACUGCUAAAUUACUUUUAAACCUUGGCCUCUCCACGUUGAACAUAAAAACCUUUUUAAAUCUCACCGUUAGUGAUUUUCUUUGGGGAUACGACGACAAUCUUUAUAACAUCCUGAAAGCAUUCAGCUCGUUACAGGACCCUCUACCUUACGAGAGAUUUGGAAUUCUAGUCGGUUCCAAUGGAAUCUCGAAGGAUCGGAUCACUAUAAAUACAGGUUUUAACGACAUGAAUUAUCUUGGUAUAAUUGAAAAAAUAAACGGCAAGAGUAUUCAAAAUAUUUGGGGCGAUGAGAAAUGCGACAAGAUUUAUGGCACCGAUGGAUCAAUGUUUCCACCGAAAUGGAUCAACAAUUACAGUACUCCUCUUUACAUAUACGUUAAGGAAUUAUGUAAACCAUUGUCCUUUCAUUUUCAUGAAUACAGCAAUGUCCAUGGGAUACCUAGUUUGAGAUACAAAAUGUCAAUGGACUCGUUAAAAAUCUCCUCGACGGACUCCUGUUUUUGUCCAAAAACAGUGGGACACAAUACAUCGGAAAGAAAGUGUCCACCUACUGGAACUUUUAAUGUAUCAGCGUGUAAUUCCGGUCUACCGAUAUUAAUUUCCUUCCCGAAUUUCUAUGGUGCUGAUCAAUCGUUGAUAGAAUCGAUCGAUGGAUUGAAACCGAACGAAACUCUCCACGAGAGUUUCUUGGAUUUGCAUCAGUUUUUGGCCCUUCCAAUGAACGGCUCAUCGAAGAUGCAAUUGAACAUAGAAGUUCGACGAGCUAUUGGUAUGCCGUAUACUGGUAAAAUGAAAGAUGGCAUGAUAUUACCUAUCAUGUGGUACGACAAUACGCUCGAUAUACUUCCACAAAAAUUUAUCAACAUUUUCUUCGACGCUCAUUUUGUGAUAACUAUCAUUGAACGAGCCUUUCGAUGGGGUAGCGUCCUCGUAUUUUUAAGUUGCAUUUGUGCUCUUUCAAUAAAAGUACGAAAUCAUUGCAUACAUCGACAUCUACCCUUAUGUGAAAACGUUUCGGUCGGAAACAAACUAAUAGAGGGAUGAUAAAUUAUAAGCUCACUGAUAAAAGUUCGAAAGAAUAUUUCUAAUUUCAUUCAUUCGCUAACGAAUGAACGUGAAGUGGGAUGAGAUUGUUGGAAGUAACGAAAAGGAAAAGAAAA